CUGGCUGAACUUUUUGGUUCAUAACUUCCAUGUCUGCUUAAAUUGUUUCUCAAUUGGCAAUCGGUUUUCCUCUUAUUCACGGUUGUACCCCGCAGGUUAUGUUACAAAACAGUCACCGGGAACCUGAGAGCCAACGCUCCUCUUCAGCUCUCGGUUUCCCUCGCCUCCGUUUCUUUCGUUACCGUCGCUUGAGGUAGCCGGUGACCGAGAGUAACCGGAGAGAAAGGGAUUCGAUUUAUUAUUUUGUGCUAUAUUUUUUGACUGUUGUCUACAGUUAUGCCUACAACACCAACGAAGGGUAACCGGAGGGGAGGACAGGAUCCGGAGAGAAACAGGAAAAACAGGUUGACAGCGAAAGCGUCGUCGUUUCACGGGAAGAUACCGGCGGAGAUACCGGAGGCCAGGAUUCGACGGCCGAAGACACUCCCAGACUUGCUCGCCGGAAGGAAUCUUACGGCAAAAGCACCGGAGGUGAGGCCGAAGCUAACGAAGGUAUUAGUAAACGUUACGGUUCAAGGCAGCGUUGGUGCAGUGCAAGUUUUGAUGUCUCCUGAGUCCACCGUCGGCGAACUCAUCUCCGCCGCUAUCCAGCAGUACAAGAAGGAAGGCCGCCGCCCGAUUAUCGCAAACGACUCCAGAUUCAACCUCCAUUACUCGCAGUUUAGCUUAGAAAGUUUGGAUAGGGAGGAGAAAGUGAUGGCUUUGGGCUCAAGAAACUUUUUCCUGUGCCAAAAAAAAUCGGGGAUGGACGGGGCGAGUUGUAGCAGCGGCAGUGGAGGAUUGACAACGACGUCGUCUCCGUCGUGUUCAAAAGAAGUGGAAAAGGAGGUUGCUAAGAGUAACGGCGUUGGGAUUCGUCCUUGGCUAAAAUUCAUGGAUUUCUUGCUGUGAAUAAUUAACUGGCCGAUGAUGCUGCCGGUUAAUUAACAGUAAUGAAGACUAUUAUUAAUCCCCUUUCAAUGCAAUUUGUGCAUGUAAAAAUAGGUGUUAAGGCCAGUAGUUGUGUUUGAUGGGUAAAAAUUAGAGUAAGAGAUUCUUGCAUGGAUCGAGUAGAAAUGUACGAGUGGUAGACUCUUUUACCUUUCCUGCGUAUGUCUUGUUCGUUUUGAAUUAAUGGAAUCUGUACACUACUUUAGUA
Messenger RNA from Populus trichocarpa (black cottonwood), 1138 nucleotides. RefSeq lists its product as uncharacterized. NCBI's taxonomy places the organism in Eukaryota, Viridiplantae, Streptophyta, Magnoliopsida, Malpighiales, Salicaceae. The transcript has 2 exons. The record is from RefSeq and is a predicted model, not a curated record. Bases 277 to 891 code for a protein of 204 amino acids.